AUGACAGAAGAUACAAUAAAAGACCUUGCAAAAUACAAACUAAAUGCUGAAAUGUAUGAAAAUAAGUAUCAUCAAGCGGAGUAUGAAAAAGAAAAAUUCCGUGAAGAAGCUCGUCUUGGUAAAAAACAGUUAGAAUUAACAGAGAAUGCGCUAAAAGACGCUAAUGAAAAGAUUAAAGAGUAUCGAGAAAGAAUAAAAAAGUUUGAAACUGAUUUACAUACUUAUGAACUACUGAAACAUCGAAGUCAGGCUGCUGUAGUUGGACUACAGAAAGUUGCACGAGAAUCUCAAGAUAAUGUGAUUCAACUGGAAACACGUUUACGAAACUUGGUAGCAAGUCAGAGCUCUGAACAAGAAAAAUUGAAGAAAAAGCUUCAUGAAUCUGAAACUUUUCUACAGGAGCUAGGACGUAGAAUUGGUUUAUCUGAAGUGAAUACAGACUUUCACAAUGUCAUGGAAAAAGUUGCACAACGAUUAGAUGAGGCAGCAUUGUUUGAAGUCAAAUACGUGCAAAGUGAUUCAAAUCUGCACAGGGUUAUUGCAGAACUUGAUUCAGUUAAGCAAAGUACACAUGGUUUAACAAAGAGAGGCGAAGAUUAUUUGCAAGAAAGAAAAGUACUGAGUGAGAAAAUUAAUCUACUUGAAGCAAAAAAUCAAGAUUUAGCCUCUCAGCUGAAACUAAUGAGAAGUAUGUCACAAGCUAAGGAGACCAUCACAAAUGACUUACGUGGUGAGAUAGAGGAAUUAAAAAAGAAUAAACAAAUUAUCGAGGAAAAACAUAAACAAGCUACAUUCAAGUUGCAAGUUGAAAGUGCUCAAAUGAAAGCAUUACUAACAUCACUAUCUGCAUCUUUAUCAACCAUUGACAACCCAUGUGAACCAACUGAAAUCGGUGUCAAACAAUCUGUUGCCCGAUGUCUAGACCAGAUCGUUCAAAUGCGUGAGGCUGGAAACAAUUUUCAAAAUAAAGUUCUUGAACUUCAAAACCAGUUUGAAGCUCAGCAUAAAGCUGGUUUAGCAGUGAAUGUGGAGUUGAAACAAGCGAGAGAACGAGCACAACAGGCAGAAACAGACUGUGCACAAAUGAAAUCAGAACUAUCAGGCUUACGUAUUUUGAACAAACAAGAUCACGAAGAAAAAGAGAAAGUAAAAUCCCUAAUAAUUCAACUGCGUGAGUAUUUGGGGCUGCAACUAGAUCAUCAAGAAGUUACCAUAACUGAAAUGAUUUCAGCUUGUCUAGAUCGCACAGAAUAUUUGUUGAAUAGAGGUUGUUUACCGUGGGUGUGUGUACAGUCAAGCGAAAACAAAACACCAGAAGAAUAUGAAUGUGACCAUCAACAAGUUGAACAUUUAUCAGAUGAAGUAAUCAAAAGGCAGGGUGAUUUAUCUUUGAAAGAGUGGAGAUCAAUUGAAAAGCUAUGUAAGCUAUGCAGCGGAAAACUGAUAAAAUCAUUUUGCAAUCAACUGAAUGAAUUAUUUGGACAGACUGCAGAGAUGCAUCAAGCAAACAAACAAAUUCCAAAGUGUAAUGACCAUAUGUUGGUUAAAUUGCAACAAGAACUUGAAGCUAAACAGUUAGAAGUGAAUGAUGUUAGGAACCAUUUUGAAGUGGUGAGGGAAGAUAGAGAUAAACAGAUUGAUGAUCUGAACAAAACAAUUGAAAAAUUGAAUGUAUCUUUAAAAUCUCAAAAGCAGAAGUCUGAGAAACUUCAAAAACUAGUUGAGCAGCAAAACUCGAAGUCACAAAACAAACAAGAAGCCUUUAAAAUGGCAAAAAGCCUCCUAGUUGAUGCACACAACAAGAAGAAAAAACUGGGUACAUUUCGUGACCUUAUCGGUCGAAUGGUGGAUGUUGAUACACGCUUCACUCCAAAUCCCGACAUGGUUAUAUUUCAGAGACUACAACAACUUAUAGACUUUGCAGUUUCUAAAAGGUUGACAUCAGUUGGGCCAGAUGCAAUAGCACCAUUUAAUAGCAAAUAUAACACCAAUACACUUUAUCCAGUUCAGAAUUCUUUAGGCCUGCCUAUCAACCAACUAAAAUCCGCACACACAGCAAAUUUAGCUCUUCCAUCAUGGGAGCAAAAUCAUGAAGCCAAUUCAAACUUACACCCAAAAUAUCAAGGAAAAUCCAAACCCUUAAUAAAUGGGACACUGAAAAUUGUAAACGAGCAAAAGCCAAUAUCUUCACAGAAUUUUAAAGAAAAUCAACCGAAAAACUGCAAUACAUCUGUAUCAGAUAUGUCAAGAAAAUCAACUGAAUCACGUCUACAAAAAGAUGAUAGACAGUAUUAG
This is a messenger RNA of Heterobilharzia americana, 2295 nucleotides long. The record is from the annotation of a GenBank genome assembly. Lineage: Eukaryota; Metazoa; Platyhelminthes; Trematoda; Strigeidida; Schistosomatidae.